AUGAAAUCGGAUUCAGUGGUUGUAGCAAUCUCCAAGCGAGGUGGAGGGAAAUCGGUCCUGUUGAAGGAUAUCCUAUCUUAUCACCAGAGCAUGCCAAUCGGGGUUGUGAUCUCUCCAACCGAGCAGGCUAACAAGUACUUCCAGAAGUUUAUACCAAAGAUGUUGAUCCACGAUGAGUACGAAGCACCAAUCAUAGAGAAGUUUAUGACCAGACAGAUACAAAAGAACAACAAGGUGAACUAA
Molecule: messenger RNA, 243 nt
Organism: Guillardia theta CCMP2712
Lineage: Eukaryota; Cryptophyceae; Pyrenomonadales; Geminigeraceae
Exons: 1
Coding region: 1-243 (80 amino acids)
Source: RefSeq, a predicted model, not a curated record